CGAUAACUGUAAUAUAUUCAUGCCGCAAUAUAGAUUGGUAGUUCCAAGUAAAGAAAAGAAUGUAGCUUCUUCUCUUGACAUCUAGACUGGUGUGCACCUUUUAAAUUCCACUCAGACAUCAGACACAAAAUGAGGAAUACAACUGAAGUGAAAACUUAUUAUCUCUGCAUAAUAGUUGUUUUUUUUAGACUAACCAUAUGUUCCAUGAUUUGCACUCAACCAGUCAAUGAAAGAAUAGAAUGCGGUUGGUCUGGAAUAUCAUUAACAAAUUGUCAAAAUAUUGGCUGUUGUUAUAAUGGAAAUGAUGCUAUUCCCUGUUUCCUGCCCGGUGGAGAAAUUAUGCUAAUAGAGCAUACAAAGACAAGUGGUCAUCCAAUUGAAUAUGCCAAACAGAAGUACUAUGAAUGUACACCUGGAAAUAGAGCAUCAAGAGCUCAAGUUUCCGGUAUGUAUAUUUGGAUUAUUAGUGACAAAGUACAGUCACAAACAUGCAGAUCAAGCCAAUAUCAAUAUUCUAUAGAAGGAGAUGACGAAAUUAUUAUUGGAGGUGAUCCCUACUAUUUUAAUGAUAAAACCAGUUCAGCAUUUAUGUCGCCAUUAAUUCCGGAAGUACACUUGAAUUUGGGGAUACAUUCGUACAGAAUGAUUGAUAAUAUAUGCAAAUUAGGUGGUCUAACGGAACCGGAAAGAUAUUCCACUUGCGACAAUUUAACUUCUGACAGUUUUGAACAGAAAUUUUUAUAUCAAAUUUUUGAACCAGCAAAUUCAAGAGUUAAAGUUGAAAUACGUGGAGUGAAUUUUGAUUGUUCAUUUUCUAAUACAGAACCUUACGUAAUGGUUUAUGUUAAAGCUAAUACUCAAUAUUUUAACAGAAAUGACCUUUGGAGUGGAAAAUUUCUUAUCUGUACCCUGGAUGGUCAAAAUGGAAAAUGUUCUUAUAUUUGCAAUUGUGGUCAUUCAAUAUGUAAAAUCAUCUAUUUAAAAUGGCUGAUUAAUUAUGACAAGUCAUUGAAUCCUCUAACAGCAGUGUCUGUAUGCGAUAUCAGUGUUGUUGGUAUUUGA
Dimorphilus gyrociliatus is the source of this 1062-nucleotide messenger RNA. The record is from the annotation of a GenBank genome assembly. Lineage: Eukaryota; Metazoa; Annelida; Polychaeta; Dinophilidae.